GCCAGAGGGAGAGAUAUCUAUUAACACUGUUUCAGCUGAAACUUCAUCAUUUAGCACAGUGACUAAGAGUAGAGAGUUAAGCAAAAAGAGGGAAAGAAGGACAAGAGCCCUUCCUAAGCUGCUUUAAGGGGUGUUUAUGUUUUUGGGUGUGUUUAUGAAUGACAUGCUUAUUAUGGGAUGAAGUGUUUGAAAGUCUGAAUGGAACAAGAUCUCAGGAGGGCAUUUACUUGAUAUAAGGCUCUUACUGUAAGUGACCGGAGACAGCAUUUCCAGUAACUCACCUGUGGACACGUGUCUUUCUUGUUCUGUGUAUCAGAUGGUAACAGACUAAAGGUAGAUACCCUGCUUAAGUAACUCAACUACAGUCAUCAAUAGUUAGUAAUGACUAACAACACUAUUUCUGAGAGGAUACACAUACCCAAUGUGUACAAAAUUGAUUUAAAUACAAUACACCACCACCAAUGAAGGGUUGCUCUUAUCAGGGACAGAUGUCUACAAAUCCAGUAUCUUUUCCACCUGCAGUCAGCAGCAGCCCACCACAAAGCGUUCAGGCUGCACUGCUGGAAUCGCCCAGCCUGCAAAUGCCACUGUCACAGUGUCUGAAAUCCAGCAGCACACAAGCCUCUGUCUCCAGCUCUCAGAGAGACAGCAUCAUCUACAGGUUGAAGAGCGGAGCUGCAGAGCACUUCAGAAGGCACAGUGUUGAUGGAAGCUGUGCGGAUCUGGAGCCCGAAUCAGGCAAAGACAAGCGCUUUCACCCUUAUGGGAGGCAGUACAGUGAUGGACAAGUCACGGGAUCUUCACUGUACUGCUGCCUUAGGGAGAGUAAACUACCUGAAUGGCUCACUCCAGUUAAUGUUGACAUUGCAGACGUACAAGAGCAGAAUAGCUGGACUUCACUCAGCACCAAUGUACAGUCCUCGAUGUUUAUGGGAGCUGAGGAGAGCACUGAUCAGAUACAGAAGCCUGAGGAUCCACCGAGUUACUCCUCAUCUACCCACAGUGUAUACAGCACCCUCAGCUCCCUGCACCAACAGUUUCCUGACGAAUAUUCAUCGGGAGGAAUAGAAAUCAGCUCUCGCUAUUCGUACCAAAGCCUCUCCCCACAAACCAGUCGAGAUGGUUCAGUCCAGCCGCAAUACCCCAAACCUAUCUACUCCUAUAGCAUUCUUAUUUUCAUGGCUCUGAGGAAUAGCAGGACUGGGAGCCUCCCUGUGAGUGAGAUCUACAGUUUCAUGACAGAGCACUUCCCCUACUUCAAGACAGCACCUGAUGGCUGGAAGAACUCCAUUCGUCACAACCUAUCCUUGAACAAGUGCUUUGAGAAAGUUGAGAACAAGAAGGGUAACUCUUCACGGAAGGGCUGCUUGUGGGCUCUCAACCCAGCCAAAGUGGAGAAGAUGCAAGAAGAGCUCCAGAAGUGGAGGAGGAAGGAUCCUGUGACAGUGCGAAGGAGCAUGGCCAGACCAGAGUUACUGGAUCAUCUUCUGGGUGAUAGACAAGAGAAGCCCAGGUCCAUCUCUGCCCAACUCAACAACCACACACACAAUCAUUUCCACAAAGUCAGCCUGCCUCCUCCAUACACCACCAAGACUCACCAAGGAAGACCCUACUACAGUUAUUAUAGUUUACCAUCACAAACUGUCUCCCAGCAGGUCCCAUACCUGCCCUCUUGUCCCCCAGGUUUCUCAUUUUACCCCUCCAUCCCCCAGCAACCCAGCACACAGUUGCCACCUAGGACUGGCAGCCUGGACUCACCUUUACCUGCACACACACCACCGAGCUACAGUGCUGCACAGCAGGCCAGCCACAGUGCUUUGGGAAGCAUGCAGGAGCUCCUCAUGGAGGGGGACCUGAGUAGCGACAUAGACAUGCUAAAUCCAAGCUUAACAGACCUGCAACUCCACGGUUGUCUCUGGGAGGAGCUUAGGAAUGACAGUUUGGCUUCAGACUCUCUGACUCUCAUGGACAUGUCCAUCACAUCUGAGCAGCUCAGCCCUGAUCAUGUCAGUGAUUGUGGGAAGGGCUGCGGUUCACGAAGUGAGGAGGUGAACACAUCUGGAUCAGCAGCAGCGCUGCAGGCGAGUGUUUCUGACAUCUACAUCACUGGACUGUGUUCAAGCGACUUCACCGGCACAGACAGCAUGCCAGGUCUCCAUUCCUCCAUGACAAAUCCUCCAAUCGCUCUGCUCUGAAGUGCUGUUUUACAUGACAAAACCUGUUCUACACUAAACAUAAUAAUCAGUGAAAUUGUAUGCUGAAAAACAGUUGGACCCAAAACCUUUCUUUUAGUUUUGCUUUCUUUUUGAAAAAUGUUUUGCUUAUAACCAGUUACAUACCAGUUUGAUAAGGCAGUGCAUUAACUAAAUGCUGUGUGAAAUAAAGCUUAUCCAGACUGUCA
Tachysurus fulvidraco (yellow catfish) is the source of this 2401-nucleotide messenger RNA. RefSeq names its product forkhead box N1 (gene foxn1). The transcript is spliced from 11 exons. Gene Ontology annotation, molecular function: transcription cis-regulatory region binding; DNA-binding transcription factor activity, RNA polymerase II-specific. Bases 462 to 2195 code for a protein of 577 amino acids. The record is from RefSeq and is a predicted model, not a curated record. Gene Ontology annotation, biological process: regulation of transcription by RNA polymerase II. NCBI's taxonomy places the organism in Eukaryota, Metazoa, Chordata, Actinopteri, Siluriformes, Bagridae.